Acinonyx jubatus (cheetah) is the source of this 7423-nucleotide messenger RNA. RefSeq names its product G protein-coupled receptor 173 (gene GPR173). The coding region runs from base 3437 to 4558 and encodes 373 amino acids. Gene Ontology annotation, molecular function: G protein-coupled receptor activity. NCBI's taxonomy places the organism in Eukaryota, Metazoa, Chordata, Mammalia, Carnivora, Felidae. The record is from RefSeq and is a predicted model, not a curated record. Gene Ontology annotation, biological process: G protein-coupled receptor signaling pathway. The transcript has 2 exons. Gene Ontology annotation, cellular component: plasma membrane.
AGGAGCAUCCCUCCGGCAGGCCCGUGGUGCCCCCGUUUUGCAUCAGGACCCCCCCCCCCCCUUGGAUGCUCUGAGCCACUCUCCUCAACCCGGAUCUAAAACCCGGGACACAGCUAUCUGGCCAGCCUCUCUCUCCACCCCACCCCCUCUUUCUGGCGUCCAUCCCCUCCCCAACACCACCUCUGCUGCUGCUUCUGGCUGUGGACCUGCACCUCUUCCCCAUCCCCGCCAGGCCUGUGGAGCGGGGUGAGCCUGGACGAGAGCCCCCCAACCUGGGGCUCUCCCAGGCCAUGGCCAGAGUACUCCCAGAGAGGAGCCCCGGCCCCUGAGCAUCUGCUAGAAGCUUGGCAGAGGCCCCGCGGGGACCGUGUCUUCUGAGGACAAAAGGCGGCGGCCAGCAGGCAGACGAGGUGGGGGGAGGGGGGAACCGGCAGCCAGGCGGGCAGACGGGUAGCAGGGGCCAGCACUGGUCCCCCUCCCAGCUUGGAGGUGGCAUGAAGAUGGGGGUGGGAACGUGUAGUGGGGGAAGCACCUGCCUGGACCUUCACCUGCCAGCUGGCUGGGCACCCCAAGGCUGUGUGCUGCCCACUUGGUGUUCCCUAAUGCCCCCAGCCCUGCCCAGUGCACUCCUUCGGUGCCUGCUUCCCCUGAUGUCUGCGUUUUAGACCAGCCCGGCCGCUGUAUCCACGGCAACAGAAGCAGGAGUGUCACUGGCCGCCACAUCACUGAGGACACAUCUGAGGGUCCCACAAUGUGGCCUGGGCUGUGAUUUAUCCUGGGUGAGACAGCUUGAGCCCCCUCCCUGGAUUCCAAGACAGCCCUGCUGAGAGAGCCCAGGCUAAGGAGUGUGUGUGUGUAUGUUUGUGCACAUUUACACACACUCAGUUGUCAGCUAGUCCACAGUUCUGUGGGAGCUAUCAGGCUUUGAGCAGCUGAGAGGGGGUCCACCAAAUCCAUUUCUCCCAAGCCCCUGCCCUGGCACCUUCUCAUGGCCUAUUGGCACCAUGUCUGAGACUUUGGGGUGUCAUCAAAAAAGCUUGGCCCAAGGUGGCUGUGGCAGGCCAGGUUGGAGUGAGCUGGGAAACAGUACAGAGGGGUGACUUUUUUCCCGGGAGGGGAGGGUAGAGAGGUUCCAUUCAGCCCCGUAGCCCCCAACCUCCAGCCCAUCCCAGCCCCAACAGUAGUUCUGAGCUUCCUCAGCUUCUUCCCAGGUUGCCUUGCUACCUUCCCUCUGGCACCUGCCAUAUUACCUUAUAACACUCCCUCUCCCCCUGCCUCCAGCUCGCACACACCAGGAGUCCCCCUGUUCCCCCCUGCCCCCCACCCCCGCGCAAGCUUUGCCCGUGCCCUCCCACCCCUGUAUUGACCAAAGUGCUCUUUCAGCUUAUCCUACCUGGGUGCCUUCAGGCAGCCGUCCUUGAGCCACCAGCCCAUUUAGUCCCUCAGCCAAUUAACUGAUUUGAAAGCCUUUAACUGAGGGUCUACCAUGUGCUAUGUACUGCUCUUAUGGAGAAGAGCAUGUGAAUCUCUAAUCCCUGCCCUUGUGGAGCUUUUCUUCUAACAGGGAGAGGUGGAUAAUAAACUGAAUUUUGAAAGUAAGUUAUAUAGUGCGCUAGAAGAGAUAAAUUCUAGAAAGAAAAAUAAAGCAGGGCAAGGGGCAUGGAGUGCUAUCAUUUCUCACCUGAAUUACUGCAGGAGCCUCCUGUGUACUCUCCCCAGCUCCACCUUUGCCCCACAUGGUGUGUGCUCCUCCCAGCAGCACAGGGGAUGCUGUGCAAUCCUGAGUCAUCACAUCUUGCUUUUGUUCCCAUGGCUCCCAUAUCACUCAGAGUAAAAGUCAAGGUCCUCACAAUGGCCUACGUGAUCUGGCCUCACCACUUUUCUGACUUCACCUCCUACUACUUUCUGAUCGUUCACUCUGUUCCAAGGACAGUGGCCUCCUUACUCUUCCCCAAAUAUACCACAUGUAAUCCCACCUCAGGGCCUUUGCACUGGCUGUUCCCUCUGCCUGGACUUCUCUUCCAUCCAAUACCCACAUGGCUCACUCUCUUACCUCUUUUAAGUCUUUGCUUAGAUGACACCUCCGUGAAGCCUUUGCUCUCCAUUUCAUCCAAAAGCAUACCUCCCCCACCCCUAGCACUUCCUAUCCCCUUUCCCUCCUUUACUUUUCUUUUAAGGAACUUACCAUCAUCUGACCUACUAUACUUCACUUAUGUAUCUUCUUUAUUAUCUAGAAUAUCAGCUUCAUAAGGGCAGGGACGCUUGUCCAUCUGACUCACAGCUGUACUCCCAGUGCCUGUCAUAUAAUAGAUGCUCAAUAAAUCGUUUUUCAAUGAAUGAAAGCACAAAAUCAUACCCACAUCUUUAGAUUCACAAUACUCCCCACCUGACUUAAAAUAAAAACCUAAGUCCUUGUCAUGGCCCACAGCCCUAUACAAUCUGGCCCCAAACACCUCAGACACCUCUGUGAUCUCACUUUCUACCACUGUCUCCCUUGCCUGCCCUGUUCCAACCACACUGGUCUUCCCACUCUUCCUUGAUCAUGCUAACCACAUUCCUGAUCAUGAAUAUAUAAAAAAAGCCUAUUUAAUGAGUGGCUACCAACAUCCACAAAAAGUCAUGAAAUAGAGAACUAAUGGGGUAUGUGAUCCUAACGGUAGGAUCAGUACCGUUUUCUGAAACUUUUGGUUCAGCUCUGUGUGCACACAUGUGUGUGUACCGGGUUGUGAUAUAAAAUAUAUGUCUUACUAUGGGUAGAGGUCAAAAAUAGUUUGAGGAACAUAACCUUAGGGCCUUGCAAAGGGGGAGGAGAGCUGCACCAACACCCCCGCCCCACAGAACCACCAAUGGAGGAAACAGGUAACCGAGGACAAGCCAGAGAGGUGAAGCACCCCCCGCCCAGCAAGGAAGGGGUAGGAGCAGCAGUGGGCCAGGGGCAGGACCUGACACCAGCCAGGGAGUAAGUGUGGAGGCCAUGUAGACCCACUAACACUGCCCUUUCUGUUUCUUCCUCACCUCUCCUUUCCACCUGUUUCUCACUGUCUCUUUUUCUUGUGUUUCUCUCUCCCUCCCUCUCUCUCUCUCUCUCCAUUUCUAUCUCUAUCUCUCCUUUCCCUCUUUCCCUGUCUCUCUGGUUCUGUUUCUUCUUAUGUCUUCUCACUCUCACCCUCCCAUUGCUGUCUCAAUUUGCAUCUAUUUAUGUCUUUGUCACCAUUUUCUCUUUGUUCUAUCCUUUCUCGCUCUGUCUCUGUGCCUCUGUGUUUUUCUCUCUGUCUCUCUCCUGCCCUCAUCUCUCUAUCUCUGUCUGUCUGUCUCUUCCCCAUUAUCCCUAUUUGCAGGUGCAGCCCAGCAGGACAACUGAUGGAGUCCCCCAGGGCCCAUCAAAUACCGGACUGGCUGAUCCUGUAAGGCUGGGAACAGCCCCUGCCCCUUCAGUAUGGCCAACACUACUGGAGAGCCCCAAGAGGUGAGCGGCGCACUAUCCCCACCAUCAGCAUCAGCUUAUGUGAAGCUGGUGCUGUUGGGACUGAUCAUGUGCGUAAGCCUGGCGGGCAAUGCCAUCUUGUCCCUGCUGGUGCUCAAGGAGCGUGCCCUGCACAAGGCUCCUUAUUACUUUCUGCUGGACCUGUGCCUGGCUGACGGCAUACGCUCUGCCGUCUGCUUCCCCUUUGUGCUGGCUUCUGUGCGCCACGGCUCCUCAUGGACCUUCAGUGCUCUCAGCUGCAAGAUUGUGGCCUUUAUGGCUGUGCUCUUUUGCUUCCAUGCGGCCUUCAUGCUGUUCUGCAUCAGCGUCACCCGCUACAUGGCCAUCGCCCACCACCGCUUCUACGCCAAGCGCAUGACACUCUGGACAUGCGCAGCUGUCAUCUGCAUGGCCUGGACCCUGUCUGUGGCCAUGGCCUUCCCACCUGUCUUUGAUGUGGGCACCUACAAGUUUAUCCGUGAGGAGGACCAGUGCAUCUUUGAGCAUCGCUACUUCAAGGCCAAUGACACGCUGGGCUUCAUGCUUAUGUUGGCUGUGCUCAUGGCAGCCACACAUGCUGUCUAUGGCAAGCUGCUCCUCUUCGAGUAUCGUCACCGCAAGAUGAAGCCAGUGCAGAUGGUGCCAGCCAUUAGCCAGAACUGGACAUUCCACGGUCCUGGGGCCACCGGCCAGGCUGCUGCCAACUGGAUCGCUGGGUUUGGCCGUGGGCCCAUGCCACCAACCCUGCUGGGUAUCAGGCAGAAUGGGCACACAGCCAGCCGGCGGCUGCUGGGCAUGGACGAGGUCAAGGGUGAAAAGCAGCUGGGCCGUAUGUUCUACGCGAUCACAUUGCUCUUCUUGCUCCUCUGGUCACCCUACAUCGUGGCCUGCUACUGGCGAGUGUUUGUGAAAGCCUGUGCCGUGCCCCACCGUUACCUGGCCACCGCUGUUUGGAUGAGCUUCGCCCAGGCUGCCGUCAACCCGAUAGUCUGCUUCUUGCUCAACAAGGACCUCAAGAAGUGCCUGAGGACUCACGCCCCCUGCUGGAGCACAGGAGGUGCCCCGGCUCCCAGAGAACCGUACUGUGUCAUGUGAAGCAGGCGGGUAGGCAGACAGGCAGGGAGGUCAUGGCUACCUUGCUGGAGCCAACAAUAAGGGAAGGGUGGGCCUCCUACAGGAGCCUUUCUUUCUGAGCUCCAGCCCCAGCCCCUGGAACCACCCGGAAUCUAGGCACCUUUGCCAACACCUCCCCAGGGUUGGAGACCGGGGUGGGGGACUGGGAAAGAGGUGUUUCUAAUUCUGUGGGGCCUGUCUCUGCUGCCUCAUUCUCCACUUCUACAAUCUCUGUCAUUUCCUCUCUCUCUCUCUCUCUCUCUCUCUCUCUCUCUCUCUCUCCUCUCUCUUUUCCUCUCUCUCUCAGAAGUGACAAUUCAGAAAAAGAAAGUAAGACUGAAAAUGCAGGUUUUUCUACUAACAGCUGAGGAGAUAGGCUUUCUUGCUUUAAUGUCUCUCCUUCUGACAUUGUCCAGAAGGGGGAAAUUUGUCCUGUAAAAUAGACUUCCAGAGCUCUUAUUGCCCCCUCUGCUCCCAUGCACCCUCUCCUUCCAAGUCCUUUAGCAAGACCUGGAUUUUAGGGAGAAAUUCAUCCGCUGACAACAGGGAUCAAAGGGGGUUCUGGGUCCCCAGGGAGUGGGGAUGUUUAAUGGCUGCGUUGUGUGCAAUUGUUGUUUUAAGCUAACCCUGGUCCCAAGCCUGGUUUCCUCUCCCUCCCCACCAUGUCCAGACCUCCUGAGUGUUUCUUGAGCAUCUGUUCAAGAAGCCAGGAGGGGAGGGAGAAGGACCCUUGGAAUGGGCUCAGGCUAGGUGAAGAAUGGGAUGUGAGCUGCACGCCUCGAGUUGAAGAGAUCUGAGCUUGGCUGCAUUCUUUCGAGCUGCCUCCUGGAUCCCCAGCCCCCAACUCUUCUUCCUGAGGAUGGAAAUCCACUCCAGCUCCACUAGGGCUGAUGUGGGUGCCCUGGGCAGGAGCAUUCCCCCAGGGAAGUGUAGGGAGAAAGCCAAGCUCCCCAGAGUAACUGGAAACGAGCACCUGGGGUCAGAGCCGAACUCAACCCCAGAAUUGUCUCCUGGGUUCAUAUAUCCUGAAGAUGAAAAGUUGGGGGUGGCCUUGGUAUAAUGCAUAAUGGUAUAAGCUCCAAGGCAUUGUGGACUUGAGUCCAUUCCUAUCUGACCUCUUUUUGUCCCCUUGAAGCCUCAGGGGCCUUGCCCCUCUUGGUAGCCCUUGGCCUUCUGGGCCCUCAGCUCCCAGAUUCCUUCCCCUGAACAGCCCUUCUCCCCUUUUUUCCUUCCACCCAAAGUGGAGCAGACUACAGCCAGAUUCUUCAGGUGGGAGAGCCCACGCCUCCCUCCCAGGGCAGAGUCCACCCUGGACUCACAUCAUGGCCAGUUCUUAUGGAACUGGUGAGCCAAGCUGGCAUUCCUUUGCCUGGUCUUGCCCAGAUUCUUUGUCCCCCUCUCAUUUCCUGGGGGAGGGAGAGAUCUGUAUUUAUCCACACCCUUUUCCCUUUCUGAUAGAAGCCCUUGUCCUAAGCUCCCUCCCUACCCCCAAGACAGUCCCAGCACUGGGGAAGCCUUGAUCCAAGAGGAAUGGGGAGGGCACUCUAGGCAGGAGAGACAUUAAUGAGCCUGGCUGUGGAGCAGCUCUGGAAAGGCAGGCCAGAGUGGCUGAGUGGGUGUGGGGGUGGGUACCUGUUCUCUCAGUGAUAGUGAUGGGGGUGCCUUUCCCAGGGAGUGGGGUGGGGGGACCACAGGGGUGGGAGUAGAUAGGGUAUAUUCUGGAAGGUUUUCCUCCAUUUCUUUUUUCUAACUGCCUGGAUUCACCAUUGGAUUUUGUAAAUGGAAAACUGAAAAGAGCAAUGCUAUAUUGGAUGUUUUCUCUUUCUGACUCUGUGUGUGUGUGUGUGUGUGUGUGUGUGUGUGUGUGUGUCCUGUCUGCAUGACCACAUGUGGGGAGGUAUGGUCAAGUGAGACUGUGUGUGACUCUGUGUGGGGAGGCAGCACUGCCUGGUGCACACAUGUGAGCAAAUGCCUGUAUGUGGAGACAUAUGGCACAAACACACACACAUACACAUAUGCACCUAACUGAAAGGAGACAAACUAGAGUAUGUCCUUGCAGCAGGAGGUUGAGUGGUCAGAGAAUAGAAUUUGAAAACUGUACAUAUGUAUGCAGCAAGAGGGUAGACUCCCAUUUCAUAAAUCUUCCUCCUUUGGCCCAGGCUGUGAACAUGGAGCAGGGGCAGGAUACUUGAGAACUCCAUCUCUUCCCAAAGCCUGGAACCCCCAGGUACCAUUCCAACUCCAUGGUCAGUCUCCUCUCAAAAACACAAAUGAAGUGUUCCUGAAAGUGGACUGCAAUGGAAAAUAGGGACUGGGAAUUGGGGAUUAAACUUGAGGGUGAACUAAUGGGGUUAGAAAAUGCUCCCUACAAAGUAAUGGCUUCUGGAGGGACUGCUCAGUCUGGGAUGGGAGCCCUUCUGAAGAGUCCACUGUAUACAGCUGGGACUUUGGUAACCUUUGACUAAAUUCAGAGGAGGGAUGUUAGGGGUGAAUAAAGAAAGCCAAGCCUGGGAGUCUACCCAGCUAGCCUGCUACCUGGGCACUCAAAUACUUUAUUUACUUAUUCUCUCAGGUGCACAGAAUUGAGUUGACCAUACUCCUCAGUUCUUGGCACACUAUAUCAUUGUUGGUCCAUGUGAGUCCCUUUUAUUCUUUUGUUUUGUUUCAUCCCUUUCAUCACUCAUCCCUGAUCCAUUUCCCCCUCCCACAUAGACACCCACUCUUGUGUAUUUAAUGUAUGUCCUUCCAAUUCACCGUUCAUGUAUUUGUUUACAUAUAUGUGUAUCUGUGAAAAAUAUAUGGUAUUGUUAUGUGUUUUAAUUUACAUAAACAGUAUUGUACUUUAAA